This is a messenger RNA of Harpegnathos saltator (Jerdon's jumping ant), 853 nucleotides long. RefSeq names its product U3 small nucleolar ribonucleoprotein protein IMP3. Gene Ontology annotation, cellular component: Mpp10 complex; small-subunit processome. The record is from RefSeq and is a predicted model, not a curated record. Lineage: Eukaryota; Metazoa; Arthropoda; Insecta; Hymenoptera; Formicidae. Gene Ontology annotation, molecular function: rRNA binding; snoRNA binding. The coding region runs from base 267 to 815 and encodes 182 amino acids. The transcript has 4 exons. Gene Ontology annotation, biological process: ribosomal small subunit biogenesis; rRNA processing.
UCCAACUGUUGAGUCUGCUGAAUACAGCCAUUGAUUACCAUAAUAUUCCCUAGCCAACUUCCGCCACGCGGCGAUCGUACCGCAUAUUGUGGCAACUAGCCAUAAAAACGUUGUUUCUUAUUCUCGCCGCAUGAAGUCUCUAAAGUGAAUUCAGUAUUUGUACUUAUUACUUAAUUCCUAUAAACCCUUAAGAAGAAGAAAAAGUUAUUUAUUUUUAAGAUUAAAGACCAAUUUGUGAAACGUUUGCCAUAAAUAAUUAAUUCGCAAUGGUACGAAAAUUAAAAUAUCAUGAGCAAAAACUACUGAAGAAGGUGGAUUUUAUGUCAUGGUCAGCUGAUAAUAAUCUUCACGAGGUUAAAAUCUUGAGACGAUAUGGUAUUCAGAAGAGAGCUGAUUAUACUAUUUACAACAAAUUGGCAUGUGAAAUACGUGAGUUGGGUAGAAAAAUCAAAGAGAUAGAUCCUGACCAUCCUUAUCGUAUUGAGCAAAGUGCUUUAUUAUUGGAGAAAUUGUAUAUGCUAGGAUUAAUCUCCACUAAAUGGGACUUGUCUCUAACUCAGAAAGUAACUGCUAGCUCAUUUUGCAGACGAAGAUUGCCAGUAGUUAUGGUACGGAGCAAAAUGAGUCAAACGAUAAUGAUAGCAACUAAAUUAAUAGAGCAAGGUCAUGUCAGAGUUGGUGUAGAAGUAGUAAAGGAUCCUGCAUUUUUAGUCACAAGGAAUUUAGAAGACUUUGUGACAUGGGUAGAUACAUCUGCUAUUAGAAAACAUGUACUAGAAUACAAUAAUGAAAGGGAUGAUUUUGAUAUGGUAUAAAUUUAUAAGAAAUAUUGUUUAUUAAACUGUAUGUUAUA